AUGGAUUGUAAAGAAACAGGAUUAACAAAAUGCUCAGCGAGCAAUGGAAAUAAGUACGUGUCGGUCUACAGAGCGGAUGCAAAACGUGUAGUCCCCGGCCGGCGUAAAACUGCUGGAAUCCACAAAUGUGUACUCAUGAGUGAUUACGACGCACUGAAACGUAUCCUUUCGUCAAAAAAAAGGGAUUCUAUCAAUGAUUGUGACCACUUUGGUCGUACCGCGCUUCACAUUGCAAUGCAGAUGGCGGACCCUAAGUCACUCUACCUUUUACUCUAUUACCCCUUAGUCCACCCAUCUAAACUGUUUGCCACACAGGAUUUGGAUUUUAUGUUGUCUACUAACCUGGUCGAAGGAGAAACAGAUGCUAAUAUUGAUGUUAUAUGUGACUGUAACACUUCUGAUGUCGAGGGGGAUAAUGGUUCCGAUAAAGGGGAUAUUGCGAAACCAGAAACCAGGCUGUCUCGCUUUCCUGGUAAAUUUAGACUCGUUUCUAAUGGAAUCGUAAAAAAAACAAGUAAAAAGACAACAAAGGAUGAAUGUCACCCACGCAAGUGUAAGAAGGUUGCAUCGUCAUGGCAUAUUGGACCAUAUUUGCUCCGACACUGGGAACGGUCUCCCGAAAGCUAUCUUCAAUCUGUUUUGGGCGUUGAUAACGCACAACAUAUCUUGGGUUGUGGAAUGAAAGAGGUAGAAACAUUGUAUCAAGAGCACUACAAGUUUCUCGCUGGGGAACCUCAUGAUCUUAACAAUGCCGUACGAAACUAUUCGUCUAAAUAUGCUAAAAUCUAUUCUAAUCAUCCCCUAAACUAUCCGUUUACCACGGAGUUGCUACAGGGUCAUGCAAAAUUAUACACGAAGGUUGACGUUAAAAUUGACACCCAAAGCAACCUCAGAUCUACAUCUAUAAGCACGUAUGAGUCCGAACACUUAGGAGAGUUGUUUGUCACAUCAAAGGAUUUUAAUUUCAAUAACGAGGAUUUGUACAAGGAACGUAAUCACCCAAAUCAGCGGGAUGCCGAUGUUGAGACGACCCAUGUGGGUGCGGCAAAUAGUAAUUGCAGUUCUAAAAUGAAAGAAAUUGAGCCCAUUCCUCGAAAAAUACAAUUAAAUCAAUUGCGCAUGGGAUCAUUACCGGGUAACCAUGUGUCACGUAUGCCUCUAGUUAUAUGUGAUUUGGUCGCAACAUAUGAUAAAACGCCACCCAUACAUUUACUGUUUUCUAACAUACACAUUGAGAGCUAUCGUGAGAACAUAUACAGGUGCUUCCGUAUACUUCUGCACUAUUUCAACACUUUUAGGGAUGCUGCGUGUGGAUUCAACCUAUGCGAAAAUACGAUGUGUGACUAUUACGGCACAGUCAAGAGGUUUUUUGAACCGUUUGAAAAGCAUCAAAUCCGCACCCCCCGCAUGGAUUCCACACCCGUGGAAACCCCCUUGCUGCAGCAUACAACAUCUCCAUGUCUGACUCCUCGAAUGCAUGACAUAGCCUGUUGCGCUAUUGCGGACUUCAAUCCCGCUGCCGCUCAUACUACGAAAAGCACGGAAACCGGCGAAACUACGUACAAAAGACAGAGGAAGGAUAUAUAUGCCAACGUCGAUCCCGAUGAUUUGGGAAACGGACCGCAUACGCGUUUAAAGAGGACUGCGUUAGAGAAAGAUGAUUGUGGUAGCGAUAGUGGGGUAGAAAGGUCUCAAAAUGAUUUCAUUAAGUGUCCAGUCACUAUAAUUAAUGAGGCAAUCCAAUGCACUAAAGAGGUACGCCAAUCUAAUCCCGCUAUAGAUUCUACGCGUACAGUAAAGGGUGACAUCAGAACUGAUGACGCAGUGUAUGGUGCCGAGACACGUAAAGAACAGAAUGAUGUGUCAAUACAUUCAUUUGAAGACACCAUUCCAUGCGACCAUAAACAAAGCAAGGAUAUGCCUAUGAGCAGCCGCGAUAACCGUAGGCCUCACUACAACAUCACUAAUACACUAUGCGCUGAUGUCAGCUCUAUGAAGGAGGAUGUUGCGGCUCGCAGAUUCAGCGCUAUUCGUGGUAUACGACGUGGAGCAUGGAAAAACAAACACCAGAAGUUUUUCCAGUUGCCUCUUAAGCAUGGUGAUUGCGCAUUGAAUAUUAAAUAUUUUUCUAGCGAGAGCCUGGAUCCGAAACUCCAUCUGUUAGGCGAAGCAAUAGUCUCUUCCAUCGGCUGGCUUAAACCUCAGUUGCCGUGGGACACCUUUUUGAACACUCGUGAUUAUACUCGUUCAAAUUUGUUGCACAAAGUGUGUCAACUUAAAGAUGUAGACUUGAUAAAGUGGCUUCUGGGGUCUGGGUGCCACCCUUUGGUGGUGAACGAAGUUGGCGACUUACCAGUGCACCUUACAAUGGACACAAAGGAUCCAAUGUGCGUUUUGACAAUGAUACGCGCUACUUUUAGCGCGCUGUUUCAUCACCAACUAGGAAUGGCAGGUAUUGAUACAACAUCACGUGUGGAGCAGUUCUCCUCUAAAACCUACAACGCUUUUAGGUGCGGCGAGGAUUCGCUUUUUGAAACUUUUAUGAAUGGGCUCAAUACCAAUACGCAAUAUGAUCAGUAUUCAAGUGUCCCAUGCAUCAGCUCGACGAGAGCAUCUUGCCCAAGGGAAACCACUUGCGAAGAACGUCACGCUGAUGGCGUAUGUCCGGUUUGCCACUUGUCACAUGCGGCGACCUCUCGUUCUGGCAUAGAAGAUUCGCGUGUGAUGCCAUCUCACGAACGUGUCAUUCUCUUUGAGGAGAUGAUAUCUUUGAUGGAACAGUUGACAUACAGGGGGAUAAAGGCGUGGGGAUGGGAGGCUCUUAUUGCCAUGUUCUCGUACAAUGAAACGCUUACACAGCAUUUACUCUCGAGUCCGCAUUAUAUGCACAGAUUCAUAAAUAUGGCUGUCCUUAUGGGCAAUUCCGAUGAGUUCAUGGCUGUUGUCAACUUUUUGGCCAGCACGGGUCUCAAGGUUGAUAAUCUUACUCCACACGCAAUUGCUUCAAAGACGAACGUUGAUUGCAGCGAAAACGAAGAUGCAGAUGGUCUAAUUGUUACCGAGGAGUGGGUCCAGCAAACGGAAAACAACAGCGCAGUAAACAAUAUCAUGACCUCGUUAGAAACAGUUGUAGAACAUUCACCGCAAUAUAAGGGUUUUGGACUACCAAGCUUGCCCUUGAACCGUCUCGUUAAAUCCACAACUGUAUCACAACCCGAUUACGCAGGUACAUCGUCCACUAAGUGUAGCAGCUCCAGUCGUGUGGAGUCAGUUUUAGAGCACUUCCGAGGUAAGUUGAUUGUAUGUCCACAAUCGUCAAUCGUCUCAGUUAACAGGGCGAAGUCUCCUCCUAAAGCUCACAAUACGGAGACCUGGAUUAUCACGCAUCCGACGUGCCUCCAUCACCUUGCACUCCCGGAGCCAACGGACGCUCCAAAUCGGCGGCACAGGCUCAUUAUGUCCUAUCCAGAAAAUCCAACCAGGCUUGAAGUUAUCAUAUCAAAUGAAAAUGGAAUAUUGCGUAGUGACACACUGGAAAACGUCAAACUUUUGCACAGCCCCCCUCCCGCAACCCUAUCUGAUAUUUUGAGAGUACAUGACUGGGAUUAUAUCGAUUCAUUGCUGAAAAAAGUGCAACUAGCCCAAAACAGAUGGAUAGGAAACAUAUAUUGGCCCGUAUUGGCUGAUGGAGAUACACCUGCUACUCCUCAUUCCUGGAAUUCUGCCCUUUAUGCUGCAGGUUCAGUGAUUGCUGCUGUCGAUGCCGUCUGCAGCGGGGAUUGCCGAAAUGCUUUCUGUGCGGUUAGGCCACCAGGACACCAUCUUGGUACCUGGGGAGGUGCUCAAUCUGCCGAGUUUGAAGAUGAGGAUUUUGCAGCGGGAUCUCAGGGGUUUUGCCUCAUAAACAAUGUGGCCGUAGGAGCAGCAUAUGCCAAGUACAUGUAUGCCAAAAAAGGUAUUAGAAGGAUUGCUAUCAUCGAUUUCGAUAUCCACCACGGUAAUGGUACCCACCAAAUCGUCUUGAAUAUCGGUCCUCGGAACGUUAGAUGUAGGCACGCUCCUAACUCUACAGGCACGGAUCCCAAAUCAGGCCGUCACAAUCACGCACUCUGGUUCGGCUGGAAUGACACCAAUGAUAGGGAGGAGGUUUUGUUUUCUUCUAUACAUGCUUACGAUGGAUUAUUUUACCCUGGCACGGGAAAAACUUGUGUCAGGUAUAAUGAGGCUGAACCACGGAUAAUUAAUAUUGGCCUACCCGAGGGCACGACAUCAGCAGAAUUUAGAGUCCUCUUCGAGACCAGGAUUCUCCCAUAUCUGUUGCACUUCAAGCCAGAUCUUAUAUUUUUAUCAGCAGGUUUUGACGGACACUAUCGCGAUUCGGUUUCAUCAGGAUUUGUAAAGUACAAGGAAAAGGACUUUUACUGGGCAACUGAACGCCUUGUCGCCGUAGCGAACGCCGUUUGUAACGGGAGGGUUGUCAGCGUGUUGGAAGGAGGCUACAAUACCCGUCUGGACACACUGUCACCUUUCGCGAAAUCCGUCUUUGAACAUGUAAAAGCACUCAGCAGCACUCGUCAGAGUUAUGUCUACCCAUUAAUGCACGCUCAGAAAACCAUCGAUCUCUUGCUUGCACCUUUGGUAUGCCCAAGUAGUACUCCAACACACUCUGACAUAUCGGAAGCUCAGUCUGUUGAUGUUGAUAUAUCAACUGCCUUGUACAGGGCAGCUUUCAUUAGAGAGUCUACUGAUCAGCUCCUGAUCAAGGCGUACGGUAUGGGAGGGCUGCGGUAUUGCAGCGUCCCGAUGGCUACGUCGGUGAUACCUAAGCAUACAUUGAAGAUCGAGGCUCUUGCGAGGACUGGAAACCCCUUUUUCAGCUUUUACUCCAGAAAUUUUCAGUCAUUAUUCAUAACGGGGAACUACGCUGGAUGCGCAGAUUACAUGUGCAGAGUACGUCGUCGUGCGACUAUUGAACAUGACGUCAUGACCUUCGACAAAUUAAUGGGCAACGAUCCUACUGUGGUGUCUACUGGUAAGUGCUCAAGUGAUACGGUAAUAGCAUCCGAUUUCACGCUACAAGCCACCGCAUCAGUUACUAACGACGCUAUUGAGAGACUCCUAUUGUCCAAUGCGUGGUCAAUGGACAUAAAAAUGAAGUCGUUGGAGCGACACGCAACCACCGCUGCGCUGCUUUGGGCGUUUUUCCAAAGGUUCGGCCAUGUAUUUAAAUGGCCAUGUGACCUGCACUUCUAA
Molecule: messenger RNA, 5253 nt
Organism: Babesia sp. Xinjiang
Lineage: Eukaryota; Apicomplexa; Aconoidasida; Piroplasmida; Babesiidae
Gene: hdaC
Product: Type-2 histone deacetylase 2
Exons: 3
Coding region: 1-5253 (1750 amino acids)
Source: RefSeq, a predicted model, not a curated record